AGUCACUGAAUAAAACUAGAUCUGUUGAUAUAAGUAUGUGGUUUGCAAUUAUGUUAUAACGACACUUUGAACGAAAAUAACGUUUUAUAUACUCCAUAACUUGAUUUUUCACAUUUAUUCUCUUCCUUCUUGAGUAAACCCUUUAACACAAGAAAUCAGAAAUCGUAUCCCCGGUAUUAGGAAUCAAGCAAACCCAGCGUGACUCUGCGGCUGUGCAACUUUGACGUCCAUAACAGAGUGAGCGUGUGGCUCAUGUGGAGCCGGUGUAAGGUCACACAGAACACUGCACUCUUUUUACCGGACUAAAGCUCCGAAAUGGUGUUUUUGACCGUCCCUCUUUGGAUCAGAUGCCGCGGACCUGACCGAUACUGGAAGGUCCAGGAACUCCUCAAGCAUGCACGGCAUUUUAGAGGGAGAAAGAACCGCUGCUACAGUCUGGCUGUGCGGGCGGUGAGGAGGGCUUUCGUCUACGCCACAAAAGGUCGCAAGCUGAAGAAACGCAACAUUAGAACGCUUUGGAUCACACGUAUAGCUGCAGCAUCCCGAGAGCACGGCAUGAAGUAUCCUGCCCUCAUGAGCAACCUAACAAAGAGCAGCGUGCAGCUCAAUCGAAAGGUUAUCAGCGACCUGGCCAUCACAGAACCUCGCUCGUUCCUCUCCCUCGCUAAGCUGGCCAGGGCCCGGCAGCAAGAAGGCUUCUGCGCGGCGUUGGGUGACGGCAAAGAACCUCCUGGUGUCUUCUCGCGUGUUGUUGUGCAGCAGUAGUGGCUGAGAUGGUGGAAAUGUUCAUUAAAUACAGUGGACACAUACAUAUUUUUUUUUUUUUAAACCAUUUUGUCAUGUGAUUUGUGACUUAGAAAUGAAAAUAUUGCUUGGCAGGGCGGAUUUUCUUCACUCUUCUGACCCUUUUUGAUUGUGACCUUA
Molecule: messenger RNA, 924 nt
Organism: Doryrhamphus excisus (bluestripe pipefish)
Lineage: Eukaryota; Metazoa; Chordata; Actinopteri; Syngnathiformes; Syngnathidae
Gene: mrpl20
Product: mitochondrial ribosomal protein L20
Biological process (GO): translation
Cellular component (GO): ribosome
Molecular function (GO): rRNA binding; structural constituent of ribosome
Source: RefSeq, a predicted model, not a curated record